Messenger RNA from Equus quagga, 879 nucleotides. RefSeq names its product keratin-associated protein 12-2-like. The record is from RefSeq and is a predicted model, not a curated record. Gene Ontology annotation, cellular component: keratin filament. The transcript has a single exon. Bases 16 to 627 code for a protein of 203 amino acids. Lineage: Eukaryota; Metazoa; Chordata; Mammalia; Perissodactyla; Equidae.
GAAGCUGCAGGGACCAUGGUGGAAACAGCCAGGAGGAAGUCAACAGUGUGCUUCCGUGUUGCCGGGACACCCACUGUCGGGUAUAAAGGCCGCCCCGGGAAGGAGCCUGCAGACACCACCGCCUCCACCCCAACACCAGCCCAGCCCCACAUCACCAUGUGCCACACCAGCUGCUCCUCAGGCUGCCAGGCUGCCUGCUGCUCGCCCAGGCCCUGCCAGGCAUCCUGCUGUGUGCCCGUGAGCUGCAAACCUGCCGUGUGCACACCCGUGAGCUGCCAGCCUGCUGUGUGCACACCUGUGAGCUGCAAACCAGCUGUGUGUGUGCCCGUGAGCUGCCAGUCAGCCGUGUGCACACCCGUGAGCUGCCAGCCUGCUGUGUGCACACCUGUGAGCUGCACACAAGCUGUGUGUGUACCUGUGAGCUGCCGGUCAGCAGUGUGCACACCUGUGAGCUGCAAGCCCACUGUGUGUGUGGCCCCCUCCUGCCAGUCCUUCGUGUGUGCCCCCGUGAGCUGCAGGCCUUUUGUGCUUGUGUCUGCCCCCUGCCAGUCCUCCGGGUGCUGCCAGCCGUCCUGCCCCACCCUGGUCUGCAGACCCAUCUCCUGUAGCUCCCCUUGCUGCUAUUGACCACGAGUCCCUUCUGAGCUGCAUCAGUGCAGACGGGUCCACACCUGUACCCCUCCCCGAAAAAUCCUCAAUGGCCUUGCUGGUUCUGCACAUGGCAGAUGAAAAGCGUGCUCAACGGACCCUCAGAACUCUGAUCGGGAUCCCUCCAUGACCUUGCACAUCCCCUCAGGGAAGCCCUCGGUCUCGGGGACCUUCUCUGUCUCCGGCAGGAAGCCAAAACCCAUGUGAACCAAAUAAAUUAUGCUUUCCCAA